AGCCACACAGAUAUUUAUUUGGAUAACAAAAUAUUGAUUACCAAUGUUGUUGUUCCUCCUCCCAAUCUGAUGGAUGGAUGAGUGAGUGUUAAAAUAAUUUAUAUCCAUAGCACAAUGUUGCAGUCCAAGUGCCACCACCUUCCCAUACCACUCUUACUAACACACAACCAUAACCAUCUCUUUAAACCCUCUCUUCUCCCUUUUCUCCAUACAACAAAACCCACUUCUUCUUUUUCAAUUUCAGUCAUUCCUUCUCUUUCAACAUCAUCAUCAUCACUCACAGAUGGACCCAUUGAAAUCCCAUAUGAUUCUACUCCUUCUCUUCUCUCUUCCACUGACGACCCUUCUUUCAUCCAAAUCGCUGCCAGUCUUCUCCUCACCGGUGCUAUCUCCGUCCUCCUCUUCCGCUCCUUCCGCCGCAGGGCUAAACGUCUCAAACAAACGCAAUUCAGGUCUUCUGGAGAGAAGUCAGUAAAGGAAGAAGCAUUGGAGACUUUGAAAGCUAUGGGGACUGCUUCAAUAGAGACUACUAAAGGUCCACCUUCACCUGUUCAAACAUUUCUCGGGGCAAUAUCAGCUGGUGUUAUUUCUCUUAUUUUGUAUAAGUUCGCCACCAUCAUCGAGGCGGGUCUGAGCCGACAAACAAUUUCAGAUGAUUUCUCUGCCCGCCAGAUAACAAUCACCGUAAGGACGAUAAUAAACGGCUUGACCUACCUUGCUACAUUUAUUUUUGGCCUGAACUCCCUUGGUCUAUUACUUUAUUCUGGCCAACUUGCCCUCAAAUCUUUUACAGGAGAUUCAAUUGAAAAGGAAACUGAAAACAAAAGCGCUGAUCAGUCUAGUUUAUCAAAUUUAUCCGUUGAGACUCGCAUAAAUGACGCUGAAUUGAGCGGCAGGAAUGAAGAACAAAGUUCCAAUGAUGCACAGUAGUACUACUGGAAGUAUAGCGAAGUUGAAGUUGAGGAAUAGGUUAGCAAAUCUUGUCUACUUGUGGAAUUCAUAUAAUAUCCGUUUGAAUUAACUUCACAAGAACUACUUCUGAAAAAAGAAAUAUUCAAAAAAUCUUAUAUUAACCGAGUUUUUUUAUAACAGCUUCUCAUAAGUUGAAGUUAACUUUUGCAUUCAAUUUUUUCAUAUACUUUCAUUUAACUUUUCUUCAAAUAUCUAUACAGUGUUGUCAAUCACGUAUAGCAGAAAAUAGUGGUUUGUUUGAAAUUCGUUAUGCUUCCGUGCUUUAGCAGUUUAGCCGCGAUUUGACAUCACUUUGUAAUAAAUUGUGGAUUGCACAACGAUAGCGGUUUAUUCAAAUUUUGCUAUGCUAUAAUGCUAAAGCUCUGCUUAGCCACUGUUUGACAGACAA
Messenger RNA from Medicago truncatula (barrel medic), 1360 nucleotides. RefSeq lists its product as uncharacterized. NCBI's taxonomy places the organism in Eukaryota, Viridiplantae, Streptophyta, Magnoliopsida, Fabales, Fabaceae. The transcript has 4 exons. The record is from RefSeq and is a predicted model, not a curated record. Gene Ontology annotation, cellular component: chloroplast thylakoid membrane. Bases 115 to 930 code for a protein of 271 amino acids.